CCUAGAGCGUGUGGGUUUUUAGAAUUUCUUAGAAUUUCUCGGAGGUAAAGGUGCCCUGGAUCUUGCUGCACUUGAACCCUAGUUAAGUCCAGGUGACUGAGCUGCUGUGGAAUAUCUAGAGUUAAAACGUUGUCUUACAAAAUGGUAGAGGAUGAGCUGGCACUGUUGGAUAAAAACAUAAAUGAAUUUUGGAAUAAAUUCAAAAGCAAUGUCAACGACACCUCCUGUCAGAUGGUGGGACUAAGAGAUACCUACAAGGACAUCAAUAAAGCAUUUACAGAAAAGCUGUCUGUGAAAUUGAAGGAAGAAGAGCGAAUGGUUCAGAUGUAUCUAGAAUAUCAAAAUCAGAUCUGCAGGCAGAAUAAGCUUAUUCAAGAAAAAAAAGAUAAAUUGUUAAAGUUGAUUGGUGAAGUAAAUGGCAAAAAGCAGGAUUUGGAAGUACUGACUACAAAUAUCCAGGAUCUUAAGGAAGAGUAUGCUAGGAAGAAGGAAACUAUUUCCACUGCUAAAAAAACGAGUGAAGAGAGGUUGCAAAGGUUACAGAAGUCUGUAGACAUAUUUAAAGAUCGACUUGGACUAGAAAUUCGAAAAAUUUAUGGUGAUAAGUUGCAGUUUAUAUUCACUAAUAUUGACCCUAAGCAUCCCGAUAGCCCAUAUAUGUUUUGCCUGCACCUAAAUGAAGCAAGGGACUAUGAAGUGUCAGAUAGUGCUCCUCAUCUUGAAUGCCUAGCGGAAUUUCAAGAGAAUCUAAGGAAGACCAAAAAUUUUUCAGCCUUUCUUGCCAAUGUUCGAAAAGCUUUUAGUAAUAUGGUUUAUAGUUAAUGUAUAAAUAGUACAUAAAAUAAAAACUUUA
Eptesicus fuscus (big brown bat) is the source of this 853-nucleotide messenger RNA. RefSeq names its product SPC25 component of NDC80 kinetochore complex (gene SPC25). Bases 142 to 822 code for a protein of 226 amino acids. Gene Ontology annotation, cellular component: Ndc80 complex. Gene Ontology annotation, biological process: chromosome segregation. The transcript has 7 exons. The record is from RefSeq and is a predicted model, not a curated record. Lineage: Eukaryota; Metazoa; Chordata; Mammalia; Chiroptera; Vespertilionidae.